Anopheles cruzii is the source of this 1421-nucleotide messenger RNA. It is a transcript of the gene TyrRS-m, whose product is annotated as tyrosine--tRNA ligase, mitochondrial. Gene Ontology annotation, molecular function: tyrosine-tRNA ligase activity; RNA binding; ATP binding. Gene Ontology annotation, biological process: tyrosyl-tRNA aminoacylation. Gene Ontology annotation, cellular component: cytosol; mitochondrion. The record is from RefSeq and is a predicted model, not a curated record. The coding region runs from base 21 to 1421 and encodes 466 amino acids. The transcript is spliced from 2 exons. NCBI's taxonomy places the organism in Eukaryota, Metazoa, Arthropoda, Insecta, Diptera, Culicidae.
AUCAAAAGUUAAUCGCGCUCAUGUUAGCCGGUUCGCAGAUGUUAAUGUUUCGGCUCAAUGCGAGUGUAAAAACCAUAAUACGCUUUCCGGUCCGCCGCUAUUCGGAGCGUAAUAUUUUAAAACUACGAGACCGUGGCUUCAUACAGGAUGUGUUUCCGGCGGAAUCGAUUCAGAAGGCCGGCACGAUGCUCGGCUCAGCCACGCAGUCCGUGUACGCUGGAUUCGACCCGACGGCCAACAGCUUGCACGUGGGAAACUUGCUGGUGCUGAUUGGACUGCUGCACGCACAACGGGCUGGCCAUCGACCGAUCGCGCUAGUCGGUGGCGCAACUGGGCUGAUUGGCGAUCCUUCUGGUCGCAAAACAGAACGCCAACAGCUGGAAGUGCAAACGGUACAGCAUAACGUGGACUGCCUAACGAAACAAAUUUUGCGUAUUUUCGACCACCACGAACGCUUCUGCUGGCACAAAUCGACCGCCUUGCCGCCAGUGCUCGUGGUGAACAAUGCUGACUGGUACCGACAGUACAACUUCGUCGAGUUUAUGGCCAACGUUGGUCGGCACUUUCGCAUGGGAGCUAUGCUGUCCCGGUCCUCCGUCCAGAGCCGCUUGCAAGGCGAAUCGGGGAUGAGCUUCACCGAGUUUUCCUACCAACUGUUCCAGGCGUACGAUUGGCUGCAUCUGCUACGGCACCACGGCUGCCGCUUUCAACUCGGUGGCUCGGAUCAGAUGGGUAACAUCAUGUCGGGCCAGGAGUUGAUAAGUCGUACUGAGCCGAAGGAGGAAGUGUUUGGGUUGACCCUGCCACUGAUUACCAACGAGGAGGGCGACAAGUUUGGCAAAUCGGCUGGUAACGCCGUGUGGUUGUCGCAGGAUCGUACCUCCCCGUACGCAAUGUACCAGUUCUUCGUGCGCACACCGGAUUCCGAGGUGGAGAAGCUGCUUAAGUUACUAACAUUUCUGCCGCUGCCCACGAUAGAACAAACGAUGGCCAAACACCGUCGCACACCGGAACUGUGGGAAGCACAAACGUUGUUGGCCGAUGAGCUGACCCGGCUGGUGCACGGCGACGAGGGUUUGCAGAUGGCGAAAUCCAUUAGUCGGGCACUAUACAGCGGUGACCUAACGGCACUAGAACAGCUCGAGGUGCGAGACGUUUCGCAAAUCUUUGACGGCGCAUCGUUGCAUGAAGUAGUGCCAGAACCUGGCAUGACCGUGCUCGACAUUGCUAUGCGAGCGAAAUGUUUUCCAACGGAAAAAGACGCCGUGCGUAUCAUUGGUGCAGGAGGUUUUAGUAUAAACCUUAAAAAGGUCAAAAACGUUACCGAAGUUCUAGUCCCAUCGGUGCACAUGAUUUCCAAUAAGCUUUCGCUGCUCCGUGUCGGCAAGCGGAAUUAUUACAUUGUAAAGUGGCUUAUGUAA